Messenger RNA from Danio rerio (zebrafish), 3325 nucleotides. The record is from RefSeq and is a predicted model, not a curated record. Lineage: Eukaryota; Metazoa; Chordata; Actinopteri; Cypriniformes; Danionidae.
GUCUAACAACACCCUGUAACCAUGUUAAAAUUAAAGCACAUCCUCUUGCGGCUAACUGCUUUAUUGCCAGUUAAUUCUCGUAAAGUGGGCUUAAGUGUGCCAUCAGUUCAGUUCUUCCUGAAGCGGAUCUCUCAGAGCUGAGCGCAAGAAAGGAAUCCAGUCAACUCUGUAAAACAGGAACAAUAUAACACUAUGGCAAAACAUAAGCAGAGCACAUCCCUUUUCCCCUAGCAAAUAAUUGGCCUGUCCUCAUCAAUCAUUUUUGGGAUGCUGUGUUUGACGGAGUCCUGCUGUUUGAACGGUGUUAACUGAGACACUCUGCCCUGUUCCUGACCCUGAUAUAAAUCAGAGCCCCUAGCACAGGUUACACAGUCACACACUGCAAUGAGUCAAUAAACAUCUGCAUCGCUCAGAGCUCUUAUCAACCUCUCUGUAUCUCUCUGUGGCUUGCAGCACGGAGCUCCUUCUGCUCGUUGCAAUCUAACCACGUCAAGAAUGCUUUUGACAGCGUUUGCUUCAAGGCUGUUUAUUUGACGGACAACUGCUCUUUUAACAUUGUAGCUUUGUCCGCAGGCAAGUCAGCACCGGCCAUGCUCAGAGAUCACACCGGUCUCAUUCUAUAACAACAAUGAGCAUGGUUUCUAAAGGCAUUGUGACCGUGAUGAAUGGGACAGCUUUGAUUGUACGUUUGUAUGCGUGUGUAUGUGUCACCCGCAUGUUGCUCUCUCCAGUUUACAUUACCUACCUUGGUAUGAACAUGCAUAACCAUAGGUCGCUGUAUAAUAAAGCCAUUCCUUGUUCUCUAAUGCAGGUGGGAGUUUGGUGGUGGCCGAGUAGUCGGAUCGGAGCAAUGCCUUCCAUGCCAUCCGUCACCAGUGAGCCAUGUCAAAGGAGACGCUGGCAGGUGCUUGUAUGGGUUCUGAUGUCUCUGCUGCCCCUAGUGGCAGGGGGCAGGUCGCGUUUUCGGGUAGAAUCAGAAGCUGCGGUGGGAUUUGGUGCUGCAGGAGUUGAUGAUCCACCCUUGGAGGCUUUUCCAGAUGUUGAAGAAGAGCUCGAGGAGGGCAGUGACUCCCCGUGGCAUGGUCUCUUUGAGCCAUCUGUUCUUAUUGAAGAUGACCAGCAGCCAGCGCGAUGGGAACGUUCUCCUCGCUCACCGGAUACCUCUGACAUACAGACCAAAGGUGCACGCAAGAAAAAGAAGAAAAAAGAGAAGGAGGAAAGGAAGAGGAAAGAUAAAAGUAGCAGAGGAAGGCACAGCAGUCGGGACUGCCGUGUCGAGAAACGUGAGAUGCGUGUACGGGACCUUGAUAUGGGUUUCGAAUCGGACGAGAUCAUCCUCUUUAAGUUCUGUGUGGGCUCCUGCCAGAGGUCUCGGGGGAACUAUGACUUGGCUCUACGUGCUUUGCUGGCCAACGGUAGUCUGCCCAAGCGCACCGCCAGGAAGGUAAGCGCGCACCCUUGCUGCCGCCCCACAGGCUAUGAACCGGUCUCCUUUAUGGAUGCUACCACAACCUGGAGGACCAUCAAGUCACUCUCCGCAUCAGACUGUGAAUGCGUGGGAUGAGGUGUGCUGAAAGAGUGGAGGGGGAGCGUGACCUGAAGAAAUGGUGCAACGGUCAAAGAGAGGAAAGGAGGAACCAGGAAGCCUCCUGGGCCAUGGCUGCAGAAUAAGGUCGGGCUGGGUUGGCCGUGGUGUUAUGCUGUGAGGGAUUUUGGUUUUGGCUGUGAGUGAUUCACAACAGUCGGCACAUACAAACUUUCAUCACACCAAACCUCGACAGAAAAGUUUGAAUGGAGUCAGAAUACGAUUUGACCAAGUCAGAUGACGAAAGACUCAAUGUGAAGAGUUUGAGGAUGGAAGAACAGCAACACUGGAUGGUCCAUCUGAAUAGCUCUAUAAACAAAAACUACAUGUUAUAACUCGACACGCAUUUGCUCACCAGGAGUUUCAUCAGACUUGGAUAAAGCAUGAAAUCCUUUUUCAUUUGUCAGCCAUUUGUUGAUCCUGGAUGUCAGUGCCCAUUUUCCUGGCCUUCGAUCUGGCAUGUUAUUUGUUUCAGCCAGACUAGCAACAUUCGGAUCGUUCAUUAUUAACAGCACAUUAUUGCUGCAAUUACAAUGUAAUUGCACAAACAUAUGUGGAGUAUUAUUAAAAGUUUAGCCCACAGAAAACACAAAGGCCAGUUAGUAUUACCUUUCAGCUAGAAGGUUGAAUUUAGUUGCAGUAGGAUUUUCAUUUCUCAGGAUUUUUACAGGACUGAUAUAUGAACUAUUUUCUAUCUUACAUUUUUAAACCUUUUUAAUAUCAUUAAGUAAAGGGUUUUAAAAGGGUUAAUGUUCCACGAGGCCAGUUUUUAUACAGAAAGGAGAAUAUGAAGUGAAUUUAAAUAACCACUGGGACUGUCUAGUCUAGUUGAAAGUGCAGUAGUCCCAUCCCGCCCAACCCCCCAGGGUAUUUAAGCUGGUACAUCAAAUAUUAAUAGAUAAACUACAAAUAAUUUCUCACUGGUCUAAAGACUGCAUAAAAGGUGCAUAAAGUAAAAGUCAGUUCUUUGUUCAUAGAUUAUGUUUCCAAUAAAAUAAUGAUUCUGCCAUAGUUAUGGCCUUACAGCAGGAGUGUCCUUGAGGGCCAGUGUUCUGCAGAGUUUAGUUCCAACUUCCUUUAACAUUCCUGCCUGGUAGUUUCUAGUACACCUAGUCUGUUUCUCAAUUUCGCAGAGAAAGUACUUGCGUUCUUGUGAAGACUGGUUUUGCCAGGUCACCUCGAAAGAACGAACUCGGGAGAUCCAUUAGAAUCUGAGAAAUGAAAUGCUGCGUUCUUCCUGAUGGUCACGUGACCUUCACACAUGUUUAACUAAAAAUUAUUUAAACAUCACAGCAUUCAUACACUGAUUUAUUGCUUUUCCUCUUUUCACGAUAUACACUAUGCAUAAGGACCUUACAAAUAUACAUUGCACAAUACAAAUAAAACAGAUUUUAAUACAAAUUUCAGCAAAUAAACUCUCUUAAUGUGUUUAUUCCAUUAUUAAGAUUUUCAUUGGAAUGUUUCCUUUUCAUUGUCAUUUAGGGAAACUCCUGAGGCAAAUAAGUGAUAUCUCUGGACCUUAAUAACCAAUCUACAUAAAAUGCUGCACUUCCCAUCUCCAGUCGUAACGGCUUUUGGGACUUCUAGAGGGAGUUCGCUACUCAAAUCUACAUCGACACAUCCUUGAUACCAAGAACACAUUCGGGAACUUUCACGCGUCCUCUGUUCUUGAGUUUUGGAACUGAACUUUGGCAGUUGAUGAUGACGUUACACGAGAACAUGAGGACGCAAGAUUGCUGA